This is a messenger RNA of Strongylus vulgaris, 534 nucleotides long. The record is from the annotation of a GenBank genome assembly. NCBI's taxonomy places the organism in Eukaryota, Metazoa, Nematoda, Chromadorea, Rhabditida, Strongylidae.
AUGGGCCGUUACGCUGAGGCAGAAGGCUUCUAUCAGCAGCAGCUUACCUUGGCUCGACAACUUCGAGAGGUUGUUCCGAUCAAGAGAGGCUUCACGAAACUAUCGAUCUUGGCAUUCGAAACAACCCAGUGGGCGAGAUGCUUGGAGAUGACGAAAAACGCAUUAACUCUGGCUCGACUUUGUCGCGAUUACCCUUCAAAAGCUCAUAUGCUGCUGCUUACCGCCAGAGCAGAAUCUCAACGAGGCAACAACGAUGUUUCUCUGAAUAUUUUUGAAAAAACCGUGUUGGAAUGCGAACGCCAUGAACUGAACGCAACACUGGCGAUCGCAACGCGAUAUAUGGUCCUGAAGCAUCUACGUCACCAUAUUUCUCUCUUCGAAUGGGAAACAGACCAAAAAGAGAAACUUCGAAGUCUCGUUCGCCUAACGAGGUUCGACCCAGAUCUCGACCAUCUCACCAGCUUAAGCAUUAUUGCUGCAGCAAAAAAGGCCACAUCCAGCAUGUCAGGCCAAGAUCGGGUGGGUUGUAAGUGA